This is a messenger RNA of Chelonia mydas (Green sea turtle), 9364 nucleotides long. RefSeq names its product FYVE, RhoGEF and PH domain containing 4 (gene FGD4). Gene Ontology annotation, cellular component: cytoplasm. NCBI's taxonomy places the organism in Eukaryota, Metazoa, Chordata, Testudines, Cheloniidae. The record is from RefSeq and is a predicted model, not a curated record. Gene Ontology annotation, biological process: cytoskeleton organization; filopodium assembly. The transcript has 17 exons. Bases 314 to 2995 code for a protein of 893 amino acids. Gene Ontology annotation, molecular function: guanyl-nucleotide exchange factor activity; zinc ion binding.
GGGCUGGUGCAGGGGGCGCCUGGGGUCCAAGGCCAGCGGGAGCUGCAGUGCAGGGACGGGGCGGGCUUUGCUGGGGAGGGUCCCAGCGCCGCUGGCUUCCCUCCAGCCCGGCCUCCGCAGCGCUCCCGGGCUGCUGAGCCGCAGCUUGGCGGCUCUUCUCUGCGGCGAGCGGGGGAGGCGCCGUCGGCACCGAGCCCCGCGCCCGGGCAGCCGCCGCAGCCCCUCUGCGCGAGCAGGUGCGAUGCGAGCCCCGCUGUGCCCGGAGCGCUGAGCAGCGAGGCCGCGCUAGCUGCCGCCUGCGGGCCCCGGCAGGAUGAGCGGAGCGGAGAGCACUAACUUCAGGCGCAUGGCGAUCCGGCGGAAAUCCAGCCCGACCCUGCGCAGCUCGGCCCUGGUCUUUGCUGCCCCCGCUGCAGGAGGCAGGUUCUGCCGGCCGCCGGGAAAGGAGGCUCGGGAGGAAGCAGCAGACAGCAGCACCUGUCCAAAGAGUCUCUUAACUAAAUCUUGCUCAGCAAAUAGCACAACCUGGCUAGUCAAGCAGAACGUAUGCAAUGAAGCGGCUCAGGGAAUAAAUGGAAACGUGCCAGUUAAACAAUCCCCACGUUCAGCUUCAAAUCCAAAGCCACAAGUGCCUCCAAAGCCAGUGCAUCUGCAGAAUUCAUUUUUAUCCAUCACACACCAAACCCCUAUGCGGAAAGCUUUACCUACUGCACAAGCAAGAAUGGAGGAAGUCACACCUACCUCUGCUUCUUGUGUGUCAAAGGAAAAACCCCACAAGGUGUCAGAUCUCAUCAGUCGUUUUGAAGGAGGCAGUCCCUCAAGUCCUAGUGAUUUGAAGAAAGAAACCUCUGUUGUAAAGGUUGCUAAAUCUCAAGGAAGAUAUGGGUCAGCAUCACCUCAGCCAAAACUCCUCUCCCAACACCCACUACAAAAGCAGGGAAAUAAUACAGAUCAAACUCAGGUUGUACAGAAACACAGGGCCAAUGGAGUAGUAGCACAAGGCCAGAUGGAAUGCAAGGACAAUAAAUUACUGGAACAUAGCACCAAUACAUCCACUCCAGCUUCAGAGAUUGCAGUCAACAGUAACUUAGUAAAUGGGGAACAAGAAAGCACUACUACAGACUCACUCCAAGCUACAACGGUCUGCACAGGGCAAACUCUUGACUGCUGCAGGACUCCAAGCAGGGACACACUGUUCCUAUCUGAAAAUGAAACUGUAGAAACUAAUACUAAUGUAGAGGAAAAACAGAAUGAGGACCUCAAUAAGGAAGAGGAGCAUGUAGAAGCAAAGGAGACAGAUGAGGAGAAACGUCACAAAAUUGCUGAUGAGCUUUUGCAUACGGAAAGAGCCUAUGUCAGCCGACUUGACCUCUUAGACAAGGUAUUCUAUGGCAGAUUAUUGGAGGAAGCGAACAGGGGUUCAUUUCCAGCUGAGGUGGUCAAUAAAAUCUUUUCUAAUAUUUCAUCGAUCAAUGCCUUCCACAGUAAAUUCUUGCUUCCGGAGCUUGAGAAAAGAAUGCAAGAAUGGACUGGGACCCCCAGAAUUGGAGAUAUUCUGCAGAAGUUAGCUCCUUUCCUCAAGAUGUAUGGAGAGUAUGUGAAAAACUUUGAUAAUGCAAUGGAACUGGUGAAAAUGUGGACUGAGCGGUCACCUCUAUUCAAAUCCAUUAUUCAGGACAUUCAGACACAAAAAGUCUGUGGGAGUUUGACAUUGCAACAUCAUAUGCUAGAACCAGUACAACGCAUUCCACGCUAUGAGAUGCUACUAAAGGACUACCUACGGAAACUGCCUCAAGAUUCCCUAGACUGGAAGGAUGCUGAAAAAUCCCUGGAAAUUAUUUCCACAGCAGCCAGUCACUCCAAUAGUGCUAUACGAAAAAUGGAGAAUCUAAAGAAGUUGUUGGAAGUGUAUGAGAUGUUGGGAGAAGAGGAAGAUAUUGUGAACCCCUCAAAUGAGCUGAUAAAAGAAGGACAGAUCCUUAAACUUGCUGCUCGUAAUACAUCCGCCCAAGAACGAUACCUUUUCUUAUUCAACAACAUGUUGCUGUAUUGUGUACCCAAAUUCAGUUUGGUGGGAUCCAAGUACUCCGUGCGAACAAGAGUUGGUAUUGAUGGUAUGAAGAUUGUAGAAACACACAAUGAAGAGUAUCCAUGCACUUUCCAGGUGUCUGGAAAAGAGCGAACACUGGAGUUGCAGGCCAGUUCUGAACAAGAUAAGGAAGAAUGGAUAAAGGCUCUUCAGAAUACCAUAGAAGCUUUUCAUCAGAGGAAUGAAACCUUCAGAAAUGCCAUUGCAAAAGAAUAUGAGGACAUGCCCAUUGAAGUUUCUAAGGCUGAGCUUGGGAAGAGAGCACCAAGAUGGAUCCGAGACAAUGAAGUAACAAUGUGCAUGAAAUGCAAAGAGCCCUUCAAUGCACUGACGAGGAGAAGGCAUCAUUGUCGAGCAUGUGGACAUGUGGUUUGCUGGAAAUGUUCUGAUUAUAAAGCUCAUCUUGAAUAUGAUGGCAAUAAAUUGAACAAAGUUUGUAAGGACUGCUAUCAGAUUAUAAUGGGUUGCACAGACAGUGAAGAAAAGAAAAAGAAAGGCAUCUUGGAGAUUGAAUCAGCUGAAGUCUCUGGAAACAGUGUCAUAUGUAGCUUUCUUCAAUAUAUGGAAAAAUCAAAGCCUUGGCAGAAAGCUUGGUGUGUUAUUCCUAAACAUGAAGCUCUCGUGCUAUACAUGUAUGGUGCUCCACAGGAUGUUAAAGCUUUGGCUACAAUUCCACUACUGGGCUAUGCAGUAGAUAACACUCCAAGAAGUGCUGACCUCCCGCAUAGCUUUAAACUGACCCAGUCCAAAUCUGUACACAGCUUUGCAGCAGACAGCGAGGAACUGAAACAAAAAUGGUUGAAAGUCAUCCAUUUAGCUGUCAAAGGUGAGACACCAGAAUGUCAAAAUGAAUUGCAGAUGAGUUUAGAGGAGCAGCCUGAAUCUUCUAAAAAAUCCGAAUGCUGAAGCUCAAGACCACGUUCUGUUUUAAAAUAAUCCAGUCAGAUUCUUGGUUAAUUUUGUCUUUGUUCAAGCAAAAGAAGCAAAUUCUCCUAAUGACUACAUGCAUCUCUUAGCACUUUAUGUUGAAAAGAUACUGAUCUAUUUAGAGAUCACUUUCUUAUAUUUAUGUUCUGUCAAUGAAGUUAAUGUACAGACCCAUUCCACAGAAUUUUUUUUAAAAAAACAUAAAUGCCAUUAAAAGAACAAAACCUAUUAACUUUAGUGUACUUCUUGUUUGUCUCAAAGUAAAUUGCAUUGUAUGAUUCACUUGCUAUUGGGUUAAAGUUUGCUACUUUAAUAAAGAAUGUGGAUAUUUGAUGUAUCCUUUACAUGUUAAGACUUUAUCAGUAUAAAAGAUAUACCUCCACAUUGCCAAAAUAGAUCUGUAGUGAAAUAUACUGGGACAGUUUGGUUUAUUGUAUCUAGUUUAUAGAAUUACUUACACAAUGCUGUACAUAUGUUAUAUUCACUUUUUUAAUGCAAAUUGCUUUUAUAAUAAUUGGCUUUUGUCAGUUUAUCAGGAAAAGAAUCUAAUUGUUUCAGUUUAGAAAUUCAUUGCUAAAAUAAAAGUACAAUAUAUGUACAGUGUUAGAAAAAAUUGUACUUGAUUUUGCUUCAUGAAGUACAUAGGUUCUUAUUAGUCUAUAAUUUAUUUAAAAUAAAGCAUGUCUUCUCUUGCAAAUUAAGCAGAGGGUUCUCAAUUGAAAAAAAUCACUCUUUAGUGAUUUAACUAAUUUACACCUACUGAUCUUAUUUUUAUACAUUACGAAUUUUUAAAAAAUAGCAGUAAUUUAAGUGGCAUGUAAUGGAUUUGUGAAUUCCAGCUGUGUUUUUAAAAAAGAGUAGUCUUCUCUCUUUUUUUUGGUUCUGUGCCUGUUAUCUUUUCAAGGUGCCGGUGCUACCUUUCUAAAAUACAGUAUGUGCUUUAGCAAUUAACAUCCUGAUCUUAAAUGAUCUUCUGGGAUCAUAUUUUUUUGCCUUUAUGGUCAUUGGAACACUUGUACGUGUUUAAAGUGUUUUAACUUUCACAAAUACACAUAUUGCAUCAGCUAGUGAUAACUAAAAACUAUCUGCAAGGAUUAUACAUCAUACUGUAUGUUAGAGCCUUUUUGUAUGAACUCGGAUAUAAAGUCUGAUCCUGCAAUUCUUGACUUGCAUGAGUAGUCCUUACUCCUAUUGAGUUCACUAGGACUGCUCUUGGGAAUAAAGACUUACCUGUGUGAGUCAGGCUUUGACUGUUGGGCCCGUGAUGAAUCUUCAUUUCUAAUAGUCUUUUAUGUAGGGACAAAUGACUCUGCUAUAAGAGGAUUCCUCUGUAACAUUUUAGAUGGACUAUAAGUCUUUAUAGUGCAUAUGCAAUGCCUGGCUCUCUAAUAGAACAAGUUAAUCAAUUUCUGACUUAAAAAAACCAAAUGAAAUCUUUUAUUUUCUAAAAUACAGCAAUUAGUUAAGAUGGUCCCAAGACACAAAAUUCAGAUUUAGAUAGUCUUCUCAAAAACUCUGGGGGAUAGGCGCAAUCAAAACUCUGGAUCCAUCUUUACAAAUAGAUAAAAAUCAGUAACUUGAAUCAAGAUUUACUUUACCCCCAAAAUUUAUUUUGUCACUCUGACAGACCUUACUUUUUUUUUCCUUUUUCUUUUUUUUUUAUCAUUGAGGGUGAAAGAUUAUCCUUCAGUCAACUGUUGUACUUGGGUAUAGUCAUUCACCUAAUGUCAUUUACUUCUGUGCAUCCCAAAUCUGUCUGUAUUGCCCAAUACUUAGGGAGACCAGGGUGAGUGUAAGGCAGUCACAGCAAAUUCUGUGCUAACUCUUAUGCACCCUCACUGAACUCAGUGGGCCAGAUUCUCAUCUCAGUUGUACUAGUAUAAAUCUGGUGUAACCCUCUGAUUUCAGCGGAGUUAGUCCAGAUUUUUACCCAAGCAAGAUCAGAAUCUGGCCUCAUAAAGUUGCCCAGGAUGUAUGUCAUUGCAGUGUUUGUCCCUUGGUCUUCACUUAGUUUAGACUGCUCUGCAUGUAAUUCUGUUCACUACUUUAUUUUAAUGCAGUAUAUAAUAUAUAACUUAUUUUAUUUAAAAAAAAAUCCUUUGGCAGUGUAAAGAAAUUCAAACCACUUUUACAGUUCAUAGUAUGUCCCUUAAAGUUGGGCCCUCUCAUACCCUUAGAUUCAUGCUGGUGUACAGGGGCAAACUAACGCAUGGAUCUGCUCAUCUCACUCAGAAAGUGCAGGGUGACUUGGCCUCCUCUGUAGUAGCAUUGCCUUCUUUCCCCCAAAUGGUACUGUCUCCUGGGGACAUGCAGGCUUAGGGCAUGGAAACACAUAGGCUGAGCUCUGGCCAGAAAGAACUGCCUGGGGGUCAGUAUUAUAUCUUUCCAUGACCAUUCUCCUCAGUGGAGAUCUGCCUUCAAAAGGAGUUCCCAAGGCAACUGCUGAUUUCUGAGAGCCUUGUCAGUGCAUCUUGAGUGGGGAUAUCAUUGUCAAUACCCUGGAAAUCAUGUAGAUUCUGCAUGAUCCGUGAGGUUUCAGGACCUGUUCCAUGAAUGGACAACUCCCUCACCCACCCAAUAGAAAGGAAUCAUGUAAGGAAAACCUCAGGUUUAUUCUCCUUUGUCCCCUCCCACAGGAAGGGAUGAUCUGGACUGGAAAUAAUAAUAUAUAGCACUAAUAAAGUGCUUCAUAUUUUCAAAGCACUUCCCAAACAUUAACUCAGUCUUCCUUUUGAGGCACAUAAGUAGGCAAUAUUUUCCCCAUUUUCCUAGAUAGGGAAAACUGAGAAGCAAAGAGAUUAGGGUCUGACUGUUUUGAGAGAGGCUAAGUACCUGCAACCGCUUCAGUUGGAGUUGUGGACAGUAGUCAGCACCUCUGAAAGACCAAGCCCUAAAUGACUUCUUCCAAAAUCAGACUCUGAAUUAGGGAUUAAGCCAGAAUCAGAAGUCAGGUGUUCCAGUACCUGGUCCUUUCUCAUUCCUGGUCCAUGUUAGCUCAUUUUGAGCCAUUAAAGUUUGUGUAAAUCUGUAAUUAGGUUUUUGACCCAAUAAUUUAUUUCAUUUUAUUAUCAUAAAACUGUCUGCUCAAAGCCUAUUCCCUUCUCAGUCAGCACAUAAUGGGAGACUCUGAAAAGCAAGAAUUAUUUGAUUGUUGUGUGCAUUCUACAAGUAUAAACACAGGCCAACCAUUCUGGACAAAAAGAUAGACAGUGAAGGAGAGAGGUUGCUUUUCUGGACCCAGUGACAACUCUUCCAAGUAUUUUACCCAGUACCUCACAGACUAAUCCACAUACCCGAAUGUGAAAGCUUCUGUUUAAUUUUAAGGUAUAUGUUCUGACUGCAAAGACACAGACUGAAAGUGGUAACUGCUAUGCUUUAAUUCCCAUGAUGAUAGAACAUCUGAAUUAUGGAGGAAAAAAAUUGUCUUUCCAACCCAACAGUUUAGAUUGUGUCCAAAUUUCAGCCCUGAGUGAGUUUUUUGUGAGUUCCCUAAAGAAAACAUUGACAAAUGUUUAAUUUUAGUAGCAUGAAGAGAUGCUACAUAUGUGUAAGUGACAAAUGGGCAUUCAUUUAUUAUGUAUGUGAAUGCCUUAGCUACAGUAUUUAAGCUUUGUGACCCCUAUAUUCGAGAAGUGCUCAUUUUAAAAUGUUUUAUGUGAUGGAGGAUAUUUUUGUGCAAUUUAGAGCUUAUCAGACAUUUGACUACUUACUGUUUUUGUCAGAUUUAAGGGGUUUUUUCUGUAUUCCACUAGAACUAUGGCUAAUCAAAAAGCUUUAGUCACAUUUAUUUGGCAAAUAAUGGUAAAAUUUACAUUAUUUUUUCAGCAUAUUUUUCCUGAUGUCUGCAAGCACAGAAUCUCAUUUGGGUAACCCUUUGCAUUAUUUUUAAUGUGUCUUAAACAUUUCUGUACUACUGUUCCUAUCUAUUUUAUUAUGGCUUCAUGUAAUUACACUUGAACGAUUAAAGGCUGUUAAAGCCUGUAGUAUCUUGCAGCUUCAACUCUAUUGACUUUGACAGGAGUAUUUUUUGUAUUUAAAUACCCCAGUUCGACAGGAAAAUAUUUUUUGCAAAAAGCAAGCACUGAAAAAGGAAAACAUUCCCUUCCCAUUGGAGUGGAAUGUUGAAAAUAUGUAAAGUAUGUGUGCGCAUCAUAUAAUUGCAGCUUUUUACAAAGAGGAUCUCAAAGCUCUUUACUAACCUUUAAUAAGCCUCAUAAUACCCUUGUGGGGUUAGAGGUGUAUUAUUCCUUCCAUUUUAAUAUAUGGGGUAAAUUGAGGCAGAGAAACUAAAUACAGAACACAUAUCCCAAGCCUGUAUAGGUUUUAGAAGAGGUUACAGACAAGGAUUCAAACAGGGUCUAAGUAGAGUGGUCAAAACUUUGAAACUUGAAAAGAUGGGGAAAACUUCAAAAACUUUAAAUCUUUUCCCCAUUUUUACUAUGGCUGUAGUUGGUCAAACUUUUAAUUUCAAAAGGAAAACAUUGAAUUCCAAAAAAAGUGGCCAUUUUUUCACUUUUUUUUUUAACGAGUUCUAGUUCUAAGAACACCUGUUUUCUUACAGGAAGUUUUAAAAAUGUUAACUAUGGAAAUAAUUCUAAAUAAUGAAUUUGAGACCCAUCCAUGAAAGUAUGUAGGGACAGAUCCUGAGCUGGUGUCAAUUGGCAUAGCUCCGAUGGAGCCUAAACAGCUCUGAUGUUUUACGUUAGCUGUAUAUCUGGCUUAUAUUCUCUGAAGGCAUGCGCAUGACAACCGGGAUCGCUCCAUCUUUAGAUGUGCUGCUGCUACUGCCAUUCACCUGGACUCAUAGGACCAGAGCCAACUUCAAAUUGAUUUCAGCGGGAGGGAGCUGGAUCGAGUUCAUAACCCUCUAUCACACUAUUGCAAUCUCCAAAACAACUAACAAUGGCGUAGGUGAGACUAAGCAGGUGGAAGUCCUUGAGAACAAAUGAUCUGUUUUCAGGCAGAUAAUUCAAAUAAUAAAGAAUGGGGGUGGGCAAUACCAACAAUUGUAUGCGCAGAAUCUUCUAAUGCUUAAAAAAAAAAAAAAAUUGGCGAGGUGUGUAUGGGUCUAACUCUGUAGUGUACGGUUUGUGAUGACUUAAAAUGAACUAUAAAAAGGAGACCUUGUUUUAUCCCAGCUGUUAUCUACUUCAUGGCCAUCUUGGUAAGAGGCAGUUAACUUGCCAAUAUGGUUCUGACCAAUUGGACUGUAGUGGAAUAUAUUCUUUGGAUGGAAAUUUACAUAUGCCAAUCAGAUUGCUUUUUUUAGUCCUCUCUCCUUUUUAUAAAACAAUAGGGAGGCUUAAUUAACAUAUAUUUUUAAGACAAUUAUAAUAGACUGAUGUGAUUCAGACAGCAUUUUACAAUCAAAAGUACACUGUGAUUUAAAAAUAUAAGUAGUCUUUUGACAAAAUUGUAUAUACCUUAAGGGGAUAAAAAUCAAUACAUAAGUAGAUCUACUUUAGUUGCCUGUUUACUGUUUCCAACUGAUUUACAAGCUGAAAUUCAGUCUAAGUAUUCAGCUAAAUAUUCAGUGUGGUUUUUGUACUGCCUCUUCAUUAAAUUAUUCUCACAUUUAUUCAUGGCAUUGUCAUCCCCAUCCCUCCAAAUAAAUGUAGAUUUUUUUUCUCGACAAAAUGGUAAAAGCAGAUGAUUUCCAUGAAUAAAACAUGUUGUUUCUGUCAAUGUGUGAUACUAACCUACUUCAAUUUAUAGUUUAUCCUUGUGGAUUCAUUAACUAUUUAUGGUGGCAAUGUUCAAGAAAGGGAAGGGAACUGUGUCAAAGCCUCUUUUACACAGAGGUGCCAUAAUGUUUAGAGGAAGGAGAGCAAGUUUGUUAUGCAUGGGGAACAAUUUGCAAUAGAAGAAGGAUAUUUUACAUACAGUAAGAUAUCUCCUGCUACCACUUAAGCUAAUGGGAGUUACUGUUUGCUUCAGUGGGAGUUGGAUCAGCCCUACUGUGUAAUGUCCGCUAUACAUGCAGUGCAUUAGAACCUCUCAAUUAUGAAAACACUGUGUUCAGUUUAAUUUGGAAGAAACUGAUUUUUUUUAAUUUAAAAAAACCCAACCCUAAUGUUUCAAAGAAGUGUAAAUUUUGCUCUGAUUUUACACUGAAUUGCAAAAUUUCAAAAAAGAGGCAAAAUUUAAGUUGUGCAAAUAUAAGUGGCAAUUUUUCUGGUCAAGAAAUAUAUGAAUGUAAAAUAUUUGCAGAUAUUGUAUAUAUUUUCUGUAACAUAUGUAUAUUUGGUCAUAAAGAUGGGAGCUGGUGUAUUGUAAAAUUAAGCACUUUAAUUCCUGUUGAAUACUUAGUUUGUAUGCUGUAAAAUAAAAGCAUCAUUAAGUACUGUU